Castor canadensis (American beaver) is the source of this 1262-nucleotide messenger RNA. NCBI's taxonomy places the organism in Eukaryota, Metazoa, Chordata, Mammalia, Rodentia, Castoridae. The record is from RefSeq and is a predicted model, not a curated record.
AUGGAGAAGGCCGCUCAAAAAAGCAGAAAUGGUGAUGUUCUGAUUAGUGUUGGCUAUGCCAAUGUGUUAGGAUAUACUCUUCGAGAAUUUCUAAAGCUUUUGCAACAUAUCACCAUAGGAACAGUACUACAAAUCAAGGUUUAUCGAGAUUUUAUUGACAUACCCCAAGAAUGGGAGGAAAUACAUGAUUUAAUCCCUGAGACCAAAUUCCCAGUACCAUGCACACCAAAGAAAACUGAACAGGCAAAAGACGAAUCUUUUACAAGCAGCGAUGACAAUGAAGAUGUAGUCAUAGAUAACAAAUUUAGAUAUUACAGAUAUCCAUGGUCAGUUGGUCAUUAUCCUGCAAGGAGACCAGUAUCUAUCUCCAGAGAAUGGCAUGGAUAUAAAAAGAAGAGCCAUACUAUCAGUGUGGGAAAAGAUAUUAACUCUGAUGUGGUGAUUCACAAAGACCACCAGAGAGAAGUGAGAGCCCCUUCUCCAUAUUGGACAAUGGUGAAGACAGACAAUGAAAGCUCUUCCUCAGCCUCCUCUACCUCAGACGCCUUUUGGAUGGAGGACUAUGCCCAAGCUGAGAAGGGCAAAGGUCAACCAAUAUCCAAGGAUGAUUAGGCAGCAGUUUGUGAUCUGUGGUCAUUAGAGGAUUUACCUGAAAACACCCAAUGUUUGUGCCUCACCAUGUGUGCAUGUCUGAAGGAAUAUUUAUAGGAAAAUGUGUAACUUGUGCAUUGUCUCUCAUGACUGCAUUGAAAAGCUUUUAGAGACCUUCUUCAACAUGAUAGCUAAAGACUGCCCUGGCCUCACAAAAUUUGUUUUCAAAAGAAAGCGUAAUUAAGACCCUCCUGAGAAUUCAUUAUCAUUUAGAAAAUACAGAGGAACCUAGUAACAGAAUGUCUGAACAUAGUAGAGAACUUCACUUUUUUAAGGUAAAUACAUUUUCUUUAAAUAUUCUUUAGAUAUUCUUUGGCUAACUGUUCACAUUAGAAAUCUCUCCCCCUCUUCCUUUUAACCCUACUUGAAUGUUGGGCUAAUAGCUAAUUAUCUGGAAGAGACUGGAUUGAAAGAGGUUAGGGAGAAGGAGAAAAAAGUGGCCCAGUGACAAAUAAAAUUAAUAGGUAUACAGGAUUUGAUUCAUAGGGAAUUUCUGUUUUUCAGAAAUAGUUUUAUUGUACCCAAGUGGUGGUGGCACACCUAUAAUAAUCCUGGCUACUCAGGAGGCAGACAUCAGGAGGAUCACAGUUGGAAGCCAGCCUGGGCAAAUA